UUUUGACAUUUGAAAGUCUUCCACUAAUGUUUUAAAAUGUAAUCUGCUUUCAUGCAUGGCAAGUGCCACAUUUUACAGAAUAGCUAGCUAGCUAAUUUAACCGCCUAUUAAUUAGCUUUAAAGCUUCGUAAACCUAACCAGUUGAGCGAGGUAGCUAGCUCUAAUCCUGUCAACAAACCUACCCACGCCGGUCGCCUGCAGGACUGUGGCUAGCCCUCUCAUGAAGCUACUACAUUGUGGAUGGUUAACUAGCUAGUAGGGGGGGAAAUGUACUUUUAACGAAUGACUGCGUUUUCUAGUUACUAACACCGGCUAGCUGAUUAAUUGUGUUUUCAUUAUUGUGUGACAAUUGGAGAGCACACACCGCCGGACCAGAUGAAGUGAUUGAUAAUCCCGCCCGUAAACCAUUCCUGUCCUAGUGCCUUGUCUCUUCCGCAUUUAACGUUAGGACCAAAGGCCAGUCUGGACCAAGCUACUAGCUAGUCUCCCUAGCCGUCUACCAAAGAGACAUUUCCUGGACGAUUGAUGAUUUGUGAAGACGAGCACUCAUAAAGCGGCGUUGUGCAAGGUCCAGAUGUUAAAGUUGUUUCUGACUUCGGCAAGGUGCGUGAGGAUCACACGAUUCCAUGGUGUGUGUGGACUUGCCACCUCCACACCUGCCUCCAGCCGCAAGGUGUGCAUAGUGGGAGGCGGCCCAGCUGGCUUCUACACUGCACAACACCUAGUCAAGACUCGGACAGAUGUUCAGGUGGACAUCUACGAGCGGCUACCCGUCCCCUUCGGCCUGGUCAGAUUUGGAGUGGCCCCCGACCAUCCAGAGGUCAAGAACGUCAUCAACACCUUCACCCAGACGGCACAGCAUGCCAGGUGUAGUUUCCACGGCAAUGUUACAGUGGGGAAGGACGUCACUGUGGAGGAGCUUCAGGAAGCCUACCACGCUGUGGUGCUGAGCUAUGGAGCAGAGGGGAACAGGACUAUGGGUGUACCAGGGGAAGACUUGGCUGGGGUGUACUCUGCCAAAGACUUUGUCGGCUGGUACAAUGGGCUGCCUAGAAACAGAGAGCUGAGGCCAGAUCUGAGCUGUGAGACGGCUGUAAUUCUGGGGCAGGGUAACGUGGCACUGGAUGUUGCGAGGAUACUGCUAUCUCCUGUAGAUAUUCUGAAGAAGACUGAUAUCACCCAGCAUGCCCUGGACUCCCUGGCAGAGAGCAGUGUCCGCAGGGUGCUCAUUGUGGGGCGCAGGGGACCCCUACAGGUGGCCUGCACUAUCAAGGAGCUGAGAGAGAUGUUGAACCUGCCUGGCACCAGACCAGAGAUGGAGGCGUCUGAGUUUGAGGGCAUAGCAGAGAGACUGAAAGCGCUGGCCAGGCCAAGGAAGCGUCUGACAGAGCUGCUGCUGAAGGCUGCAGUAGAGACUCCAGGGGAGGAGGAGCUAGAGAGACGUAACAGGGCAGAGCGGGCCUGGGGAUUCCGCUUCCUCCGGAGGCCCCUGGAGGUCCUCCCCUCCACUGACCUCAUCAGGGCCGCAGGGAUACGAUUGGCUGUCAACCGGCUAGAGGGCGACGGUGAGGGUGUGUGGGCAGUGGCCACAGGUGAGGUGGAGGAUGUGGAGUGCGGCCUAGUCAUCAGCAGCAUCGGCUACAAGAGCCUUCCCAUCGACCCCGCCGUCCCCUUCGACGCCCGAAAAGCCAUCAUCCCCAACACCAUGGGCCGCGUGCAGCAGACUGCAGGUUUGUACUGUAGUGGCUGGGUGAAGAGGGGUCCCACAGGGGUGAUAGCCACCACCAUGAACGACAGCUUUGACACAGCCAGGACUCUGCUACAGGACAUGGACAAAGGAACACUGGAUGUCUCCACCAUCAAGCCUGGCUCACAGGGGGUCUCCGUCCUCCUGGAGAAAAGAGGAGUGAAGCCAGUUUCGUUCUCUGACUGGGAGAAGAUCAACAGUGAGGAGACGAGGAGGGGAGAGACCAGGGGAAAGCCCAGGGAAAAGAUGCUGGAUGUGGGAGAGAUGCUGCAGGUGGCCCGGGCAUAGGGACAAGGGACCACACACCUGGUCCCACCUGACACACACACACACACACAGGUCAUAGGGACCAGAGGACUCGACAACCAAGAAGUGAAUAAGAACCAUUGACCACACACACACAACUCUGGUCCAACCCCACUUUUUAUGUCAGCUACAGGCCACCAACUCGUCCGUCUAUGGUACACGCACAUGAUCAAUUUAAUCCCUGACCAUCAUGGAAUGCCAGUCAUACAAUACCCAAGUUCCAAGUUGACUUGCCAUAUGUAAUAAAUACACUGAACAUCUUACUCACCAGAGCUCUCAUUGAAACAAUGAUGGUGUUUCACUGCAGGACUAGUGAUUUAAUGGUUGUGGCUUGGCGCCAAUAAAAACAGUCAGGGCCUGGUUUCCUGAUAGCGAUGGAAUUUAGGCUUACAAGUGUUUUAACAAUGUAUCUAACUUUCCUUCAAUGGCCGAAGAUGUAAUAUGUGUUUCCCAAUACACCACAGAGAGAGAACAUUCACUAAGUGCGUUGUUGAGGCAUGUGUGGAUACUGAUAGGAUCAAGAGAAAAAAGGAAGUGCUGCUCUUGGAUCAGCUGCUAGAGAGAUUAUCACCUAUGGCUGGCUGCAAAUCUUGAGAUGGCUUAUUCUAAUGCUUCCCCUUUAAUAAUGCUCUAAAUCAAGAUUAAUGUAUCCUCGUUAUGUUACGCCAACGCAUUCAUUCACCACUUUGUCCAACGGGAAACUCCACCCACGACUUAGGUCGAGAGUUGACACGAUCUAUCUCAGCCCAGACAUACAGUGCCAAGUGACAGAGAGAUACCGUCGACAGUGGGAAUUAUUUUAACAUCCCUCAACUCCUGCCGUGUCAAGGGACAUCCUCCAAACAAAAACCCCCUGACUCUCGAAUGAGUGUACAACUGGUAAAUAGUCGCUGAUAUUUCUGUUGGAUGUCUAGCUAGGUAGCUCAAGGGCUCUGGCUAUUAGCCAGGUAGCUAGCUAUAACUAGCUGGCUAGAAAGAUGAAGUUAGAAGCUAACGUUGAACAGAGCCUGACCUCCGCAGGAGCAGUUGACUGAUAUUAAGCUAUAAUCAAAAUAUGCACUACUAGAAGUUCUCAUAAUAGAAUACAUUUUCUUUACAGAGAGUAGUGAGACAGACAGUGGUAAGUCAGGCUGCAAUGAAAGAGGCAAAGGAGCUACACAGAGAGAGAAGGCAUUGAACCAAGCAGGGAGAGAGGUUCGUAGUACGGUGGUUCCCAACCUUAGAUUUCAGGACCCAUGUGGGCCUCUCUAAAAUUGAAAUAGGGUCCCCAGAGAGAAUCUUUAAUCUUAUCGAAACUAAGAGCCUUUUACACUGUCAGAAUUAACUUUAAUGUCAUUGUGUGGGGUCAGCCUGUGGGACCAAACAUUUUGUGAAAUAUAAAGACAAUUUAAAUAUAAAGACAAUUUUAUAUUAUAUACACUGAACAAAAA
This is a messenger RNA of Coregonus clupeaformis (lake whitefish), 3483 nucleotides long. RefSeq names its product ferredoxin reductase (gene fdxr). NCBI's taxonomy places the organism in Eukaryota, Metazoa, Chordata, Actinopteri, Salmoniformes, Salmonidae. Gene Ontology annotation, biological process: ubiquinone biosynthetic process. The record is from RefSeq and is a predicted model, not a curated record. Bases 575 to 2035 code for a protein of 486 amino acids. Gene Ontology annotation, cellular component: mitochondrion. The transcript is spliced from 12 exons.